ACGGAUAGGUAUCAGUGUGUGCGCGUAGAGGGACGACGGUAAAUCGCGUUCUUUUCCAUAUCGAAAUUAUCGUUGAAAUUACGGAAUUAACGCAUGACAAUUUACUCGAUCGUUCAUUUAUUCGCAUUCUUCCGACUCGAAAAUUCGGUUAUGAGGUGAAGAAUUUUUUUUUUUCAUACAAAUACUUGUGCUUACGCGGAUCACAUGUGACAUUGAUAAGUGAAUAUUAUGCCACUGAUUGCGAUAGCGGCGGCCACCCGAUCACUUUUUUUAUCUUUACGUUUGAAAAGCAACGCCAACGGCCGCCGUCUUCCGUUCUUCCCAUGUCUCUUCGCCGUCAAAAAAGCAAAUUAUCGGUCGCUUCAAAUUCUUUCGGGGAAGAGCACCAGCCACAAUGCGGUGGACGAGGAUCGGAGGGGGCAGGAGCAGGAUCGGCGGCGGCAGCGGCUGAACUUCAGCGCGUGCUCGCUCACAAGCUGACGAACGCUAAUGUCGCCGCUACCACUGGCAAUAACGUGACCAACAACAACAACAACAACAACAACAGCAACUGCGGCAGUAGUAGUAGCCAUAACCAACAAGUACAGCAGCAGCCUAACGGCAGCAUUAGUAAUAACAACAGUCGAAGUCACAGCCAUAGUCAUAGUCACAAUCAGUCUGUCGAGGAACUGCAUCGACUCGGUCUCGGUGGAUACGUUAGUAGUAAUCGUGGCUCUUGUAGUGGUGGCGGCGGCGUCGAUCAUGACUCCGUCAAAAUUAGUAUGGAAAAUACAAACACAUGUACUGAUAGUUUGGUGACCGCAAUCGACGAUGAGGCGUUACUUUUGAGUGAUUUUUUACCUCACGAUAAUACCUCGUUCGGCUCAACCAUGAACCAUCGCGGCGGCAGCGGUAAAGUGCAUUUUGGAGGCGACGAUCUCAGCCUAUACGGUACACCGAAAGAAGAACUCGGACCGGUUGGACCGAUGGGCAAUCACAAUGGACCCGCGGGUACGAACGCCAUCUCAAAUUCGGCCGGCGGCGGAAGCGCCUCCGCCAGCGCCGGACCCGAUACCGGCAAACAGAGUUUUAUCAAAAAUCAACUCCAGGCGCUUUUUCAACCCACCGAUAAUAAGCUGGCUAUGAAAUUAUUCGGAAGUAAAAAAGCCCUUAUGAAAGAACGAAUACGACAAAAAGAAACCGGCCAUUGGGUUAUUCAUCCUUGUUCCAGUUUUCGAUUUUACUGGGACUUAUGUAUGUUACUUCUGCUCGUUGCGAAUUUAAUUAUUUUACCUGUAGCGAUAUCAUUUUUUAAUGACGACUUAAGCACCAGAUGGAUUGCCUUCAACUGCCUUUCCGAUACCAUAUUUCUAAUUGAUAUUGUAGUUAAUUUUAGAACCGGUAUAAUGCAGCAAGAUAAUGCCGAACAAGUGAUCUUAGAUCCAAAAAUUAUAGCGAAAAAUUAUUUAAGGACUUGGUUUUUUUUAGAUUUAAUAAGUUCCAUACCAUUAGAUUACAUUUUCUUGAUAUUCAAUCAGGAUUUCGGCGAAAGCUUUCAAAUUCUGCAUGCCGGUCGAGCUCUGAGGAUACUUCGACUUGCCAAAUUGCUCAGUUUAGUUCGUUUAUUAAGGUUAUCAAGACUUGUACGAUAUGUUAGUCAAUGGGAAGAAGUUUACAUCUUGCAGAAUUUACAAAAAAAACGAACCGAAAGGCGUACUUGUCGAAGUUACUCGUCCGAACAAAGGAAAAAUAAGAAGUCGCUCAGAAAAAACAAUCUGAUUUUUAAGUUCCUAAAUAUGGCUAGCGUGUUCAUGAGGAUAUUCAAUUUAAUUUGUAUGAUGCUGCUGAUUGGUCACUGGUCAGGAUGUUUGCAAUUUUUGGUUCCAAUGCUGCAAGGAUUUCCUGAAAAUUCGUGGGUGGCCAUUAAUGAAUUACAGGACGCGUACUGGUUGGAGCAAUACUCGUGGGCCUUAUUCAAAGCCAUGUCGCAUAUGUUAUGCAUAGGUUAUGGAAGAUUUCCUCCACAAUCGUUGACUGAUAUGUGGUUAACGAUGCUGUCGAUGAUAAGUGGUGCAACAUGUUACGCUCUAUUCUUAGGUCAUGCCACUAACUUAAUUCAAAGUUUGGAUUCGUCUAGAAGACAAUACAGAGAGAGGGUGAAACAAGUAGAAGAAUACAUGGCGUAUAGAAAACUGCCAAGGGAAAUGAGACAACGAAUAACCGAGUAUUUCGAACACCGUUAUCAGGGUAAAUUCUUCGACGAAGAAGCCAUUCUUGGUGAACUUUCGGAGAAACUUCGAGAAGAUGUGAUCAAUUAUAAUUGCCGGUCAUUAGUGGCAUCUGUACCAUUUUUUGCUAACGCUGAUUCAAAUUUUGUAUCCGAUGUUGUUACUAAGUUGAAAUACGAAGUCUUCCAACCAGGAGACAUUAUUAUCAAAGAAGGUACAAUAGGUAAUAAGAUGUACUUCAUACAAGAGGGAAUUGUUGACAUCGUUAUGGCUAACGGCGAUGUUGCUACUAGCCUCAGUGAUGGUUCCUACUUUGGUGAAAUUUGUCUGCUAACUAAUGCUCGUAGAGUAGCUAGUGUUCGAGCAGAAACGUAUUGCAAUUUGUUCUCCUUAUCGGUGGAACAUUUUAAUACAGUAUUAGACCAGUAUCCUUUGAUGAGAAGAACUAUGGAGUCGGUGGCAGCUGAAAGGUUGAACAAAAUCGGAAUAAAUCCCAACAUAGUAACGCAUCACGAAGAGGAAGAAGAAGACGAAGAAGAUGCAAGUGGCAGCAAAACCAUAAAUGCGGUGGUAAACGCGUUAUCUGAACAAGCCGAACAUGCUAAUACUUCGAUGGAAUCGGAAGGAAGUCGGUCUGUGUUAACCGAAAUCGGUCGAAGCUUGCAUAUAUUAACGGCCAGUUUACCGCGACCAAAAUCUGAAUGUAAUUUCAACACGAUUCUCGAACACCAACCUAUCAUACCUUGGACACCGUUUCACAGAUCAGAUACCAUACAAAAUAACGACCAAGCCGAUACCACUUCGCUAACAUUUCAAGAUAGCGAAUCCAUUAAUGCGGGCAGGCAAUCUCCGUCGUGGUCUGCAGUGCCUUCUGAAACCAAUAAUUAGCCAUUGCACUUUUGUUCGUCCGAAGUGUUUUGUGGUAUUUGCCGGGAUACUAAAAAUACUUUAGUUUAAAAAGUUCUUCCAUAAUGGUGUUACGUACAUUAUCGCUAAUUAGUCGACGAUUGACUGAGGGUAACAUUUUUAACGAGUAUUAGGUAUUACCAAAGGUUUCGUGAAAAGAAUUGCAUUCUCUUGGUGGAGUCAGUCCAAGUACAUGUUCCUCAAGAUGCACACAUGAAAGUAAAUUUUUCGACUCUGAAGUAAAAGUUCUGCUAUGGUUCAUUUCCUUAGACGAAAUUUCUCGCAUUAUUGUAGGUUACAUUGCAUAUCAUCUGUCGUGCUGUGUAUCGAGUGUUCUAUUCGAGUUGUCGAAUACUUCCCCCGGUGAUAGGUAUACAUCAACCCUAAUCACACAAAUGUAAAUUGGGGUGCCUAGUGCCUACCUUUGAAAUUAAAGAGCAAAGUAAUGGGAUAUUUAUGUCAUUAUUUUAAUCUCUAAAUACGAGUGUAACAGGGAGAUAUCUAUGUUGAGUUGAGUGUAAUAGUACAAUGCAUCUUGUCUCAAAACUUGAAAAAUAGAACAAAACAGGCCUUUUCAACUAAGUAUAAUUUUCCAAGUGAUUUUAUGGCUUCAAUUUCAAAGACAGACAAAACAUGAUGUCAUUCAAUUUAUAAAACCUCGAAUGCUGUAUCUCUACAUAUAGAAAAACGUUCAUCUUUAUACCUUACUCAUGAUUGUAUAAAGUGAAUGCGCCAGAGCACUUUGGAAUAUUUCCAACAAUCAUAGUAUCUUCCAUGCUAAAAUUGAACUAAAGUUGAUGCUUCUUUUUUUGGGAGUUCUGCAAAAAUCGACGCAAAUACCUAUCACCAAUCUCCUUCAAUUUUCAAGGUUGACGAACCAAUUUACAUUAGUGUGGUUUGAGUUGCUGUAGGAGUGUAGGUAUUAUUGCAGUUUGCAGGCGAAUUAAAAAAAGGUUUGUGUUGCUUGUUUUUCAAACGUAAUGUUAGCGUUGGACCAUUUUAAACAAUUUUUUUUUUUUGUAAUGAAGAGACGUUGACCUUGCUAUCAGUUUUUUUCUCCUCUUUGAAUAAUUCUCACUUUUCAAUAAUUUUUUCAGAAGUAAAAUCUUUUAUCAAACUUCAUACGAGGUACGAAUUUCUUCAAUCGUACGAUUACGAAGAUGAAACCUUCAAAUUGUAAUCCAAAAAAUGACAAGUACGUAAAUUGGAGCCAGGAGUCUAAAGACAAGAGUCGACUUUCAGGAGAAUUGAGAAUUAACUAACAAGGGGAAGCAUCCCAACCUCCCAACUAGCACAAAAUUAUUUGAACCGGACAAAGAAGAAUCAAAAUCAAUAGAACCCCCAAAAUACUCCACCAACUAAAAUUUCAGGUACCUACUGAAAUUCAAUUUUCAAUUUUUGGUGAGUUUUUGGAAAUUCAAAGACCAAAAAAUAAAGAGAUACCUACUUAGUCAAAAUUUUACCUAUAACGCUUAAAUUUGUUUUGUACCUACUCUGCUUUCUACCUUCCGAAUUGUUCUGGAGUCUUCAGCAGAUUUUUAAAUUCUCUAGUUUUCUAAAAAAAAAAAAAAAAAAAACACUGUAGGUAAGUAAGUAGGAUGAAAACGAAAUAUCUACCUACUUAUACCUCCAAGGACGAAGGUAAUUUUUUGAAAAAAAUGAAAAAUUCAUCGUUUGCGAUCGUGCGACUAAAGAUGCUGAAAUUUGUUCAAUCUUUCGAAUCGAUUGGUGAUAGUGUCGAAGCGUUCCGGAGCCUUCAGCCAAUUUCGAUUUCUUCAUUAAUUUCAAAAAUGUGAUCUGUCACGAGAAAACCAACUUAGUGUCCAAAAAAUCGAUAUUUUUUUUAUGGUGGAUAUUAGUAGUACUCAGGGUGCUGAAUCUGCCUGCGGUGCUAAAAACGUUCGCGAACGAUUCUUUUGACCCUAAAUUUAAGGUCAAAAAAAUUGAGCAACUACAAAAAAAAUGAAAAAAAAUUUUUUUUUUGAUUUUCUCGAAAUGUUUGUCCGGAGGAGUCAACAUACAAAUUUUUGUGAAUAUCGGCUCACAUUUGUAGGAUUUAGGCCGUUUUUUUGAAAUUUGAAUGAGGUUCACUCUGGAAAAAUCAACUCUUUUCACCUUGAACAAAUUUGUUAAGAAACGUGAUAAAUUAAAUAAUAAUAACUUAUUCUUCAUUAAUAAUUCAUACUCGGGUAGUUUUUGUCACAUUUUUGGCAAAAAAUUCAAAAAAAUCGAAAAAAUCGAUUUUGGGAAAUUUCGAUUAUUGGACUUGGCAACCUUGAAUGUGAUGAUUCUGAAAAAAAAAAUAUCGGGUUAUGUUGGCACUCAUGGGGGCCAAAAGUGGUGCAAGUUUCACGGACCUACAAAUUUUAGAUCGCCUGAUACAUAGACUCAAAACUUCAAAUGCCCUUCCUGUAAAAUUUACGUUUUGGACACUAGGUUGGUUUUCUCGUGACAGAUCACAAAUAAAUACUGCAGAAAAUGUUGAAUUUCCAUCGGAACAAAAUGAUUUUGAAAAUAUGCUUCUAAAUCGAUCGAAUGGCUCAUAAAAAUGGUAAAUCCAAGUUUAGAAGUGCUGAAUUUCAUUUUCACCCUACUUAAAUACAUACAGCGUUUUUUUUUUAUUUUCAAAAACUGGAAAAUCCGAAAAUUUUCUGGAGGCUCUAGAAUAGUUCGAAUUUUGAAACCAUCGCCAGUUGACUCUGAAAGUCGAAAAUAGUGUAAAAACCUUUCAAAUUUCCAGGUCAGUUUAGUGAAAUUUUAAUUUUUUUCUCAUUUUUGACCUAAACUUGAAUUUUUAAAAAUUCGUCAAAAAUCGACAAAUGAAUUUUAGCAUUUAAAAUUUCGGCUGAUGAUGUAUUUUGGAGUGUACUUAUAGAUUCCUCACUGUCCAAUUCAAAAAAAAAUGUGCUGGUUGUGAUACUUCCCUUGCAAGUAGAUUUUCCAGAACUUAUUACCCUCUUUUGGUCACACGUCACCGAUCGUAUUGACGACUGAUGGAAGGUUAAGAGUGAGAAAUUGAAUAGUUCUAUUAAUAAGCCAUCGAGUAUGUUAUAAAAUAGGAACCUAAGUGUAUCUUACCUAUGUACUCUGUGAAAAAAGACCACGCAGAUGAAUUGCAACAAGUUUCAUCUUUCUUGUAUCAACCUACAUAUAAUUAAUUACCCACAUCAAAUUGAUAAUUCGGUUCUGUGUAUGAUCAAAAUACCCAUGUACAAUAUUUUCAACUCAUAUUAUUCCCUUAAAUGGAAAAAAUAAUCAAAAUGGCGACUGCAACUAAUAAGUACGGAGAUUAUCUACAUUUAUAACCAUGAAGGUUUAUUGUUUUCUGUGAUUAAAGAUGAAUUAAUUUACCUAAUUGUAAAUAAAAUACCUACAAACAAACUUUACGACGUGUAAAUAUGAACCAAAUUCCUUAAUUAUACAAAAAUGUAAAUACCUAUCAAGAUACCUACUUAUUUAUUAAUACGAUAGAAAAUUUUGUUCGACUUCUUAUUCAUGUAUUGUUUCGUGUUUUUUUGUUUUUGUUUUUUUAGACAGACGCGUCUUAAUAGUGAUACUAAUAAUACGCUUAGUUUUAAAUUAGAAGUACCUACGUUGUUUUGUAUAAAUUGUUACUCUAUUUUAUAUGAAUCCUUGAACCUACAAUGUAGGUUGUUAAUUUAAAACCAUUUUACUCUUUUACCCGUUUUCUUUCAUAAGUUUUUUAUCGAAUAAGUACCUUAUUUGUCGUUUUCCAGUUGAAUUUCUGAAAUUUUCUUAGUUAUUGUAUAGUCAAUUAUAGUAUAAAUUUUUCCAAUUCGGUAUCUCUACUAUAUUUAGCAGUAAUUUUCUAUCACAUUUUCGAAGAAGAAAUCACAGCGGGAAAAAAUUAUAAACGGAGCUUUUGAAAUUAUUCUCACUUCACGAAAAUUGUCAAGUGCCUUUCUAAAACUAUGUACCUACUAAAACAUUGUAGUCAUUUUUUUUUUUUUUUCAAUACCUACGUGUAACUAUUUAAAAAGAGAGAAAACCCAUCAAACUACAGAAGUAAAACGGUUUAACCGAAUUAAAAUUUUUAUAAUGGUUCUUGUACGUGAACGAGCUGGAUUAGAGUGUUGUUUUCGGUCUUUAAGACGUUAAAGAAAUUAUGGCUGAUUUGUAUGUAUGUUAGGUGAUUUUUUUUGUAGAGUGAAAAUUUGUGAAUAAAAAAAGUUACGUAAGACUUAAUUUUGAAAUCGAUACUUAACAAAAUAUUUGUUUUUCAGUUUUCUUCAAUUUUUUUUUUGAGAAGAAUUACCAAUUAAAAAUUAUACCUACUUAACUAGAAUUCUGUGAUUACUUUUACCUAAACUUACUUAGCCAAUUUAUCAGGUAGGUACGUGCCUACCUUCCUACCUUGAAUAUAAAAUUAUAAUUACCCGAAUGUUGUUAUAUUACUGUUACAUUCUAAAAUAUAUACCAUUAUCAGUAUAUUUAUAAUGUAUUUAGGUGAGUACUUAUUUAUUUUAAGAGUCAAUUUUUUAGCCAAAUUUAAAACAUACCCAACUGGUUUCUAGUUACCUAUUGUUUUUUUAAUGCAUAUAUCUGUAUUAUAAAUUUAAAAUGUUGUUGCUAGUUAUGCCAGUGUAAGAAGGAUCAAGAUAAAAUGGGUAACAUGAGCGAUAAAUUUUUAUAGUCAGAAAUUCAGAAAUUUGAAAUGCUUUCACAUAUAAAAGGAAAAGCUACAGCCUAUAUUGCACAAUAUCACCUUACUACAAUGUUAUUUGAAUUUGAAACUAUAAUGAAUCUAAAAAUUUCCCUCGCGUUUUUGAUUAUUUGUGGCCAAUUAGUCAACUGUAGAAAUAUUAUUGAUCUGAAUCUGUUGUUCCAAUGCUCAUUACAUUACCAAAAAAAAAAAGUUUUACUUACCAUUAUUCGAAUUGUGUUUUGUUUUUACUGGCCUAUUUGUAAACUUGAAAGUUUCUUGUUUUAGAGUUGUUAAUACUUCUAGUUCAUUUAUGUAUAAAUUAUAAUAAACAUAAAUGUUUUUUUCUACAUAUAAAUACGCUGUUGAAAAUUUUAUAUACCUACUUCUUAAGUAAUUUUCUACUCCAUAGUGAUCCCUUUUUAUGUUUAAAAUCGUGUUAGUCUACUUAAGGAGUAUUGUCUUUCAAAAUAACCCCUCCUCUUCCUCCCAUUUCAUCCCUAUUAUCGUACAAGUAAAAUAAAUACUCCUUUUUCGUAGUUAAAAAUACUUUAUCUACUUAAAUUUUCUCUUACAAAAAAUUUAAAAUUUGUUUGAAAAUUUCAUCGCAAUAAGCUCAUACCAAGUGUAGAAUUUUGUUGACUUUUACUUACCUAAUAUUAAGAUCACUUCGCAUUAAUUUUACACAAGAAAAGAACGCAAAUCUGUGAUUUCUUUUAUGUAUUUUAUUAUACGUACGGUUAUUGUUAUUUUCUAAAUGAAUAUUGUUAUUAGUAGAAUUACCUAUAUAAAAAAUUGACCAACUUGCUUCUGAUGUACCUACCUAUACUUCGAUAACAAAUAUCUAUGCUCAAUGUUCAAAUUAGAGAAUGAAAACUUACCUACCUGCCACAUUCUUCAAAUUCUAUUCACGCAUUAUUUAAAGAAAAAAAAAUCGUCAAGUAAAUAAUUUGUUUAUUGAACAAAAAAAAAGUUGCCUAUUAUAAAAAUUAAUUUUAAAAUGAUUUUAAAAAUCUCAAAUUGCAAACACUUUGGCAAAAUUUAUUCUCGAUGUACUGAAAAAUAAUAAUUUAGGCAUACUUAUUCGCCAACACAUUAGACAUCGCUUAGAUAAAACAUAUCUCAAAAGUCAAUUUUGGAAAUUUAACUACUUAUUAAUUUGAUACUAUUUUAUACUAGUUUUUUACUUUAACUUUCAAGUCAGAUGAUUAUUCAAUAUCCAAAUUUUUCUUAGUAUCUCUACCUAUCUAUGUUAUUUACUAAAAGCAACUUUUGUAAAACGAAUAAUUUUCCAUAAAAAUAUCAAUUUAUAAUUAAUACCUAUUGUUUUUUUGUGUGUACAACGAAAACGAGGUAGAUAUUUUAUGUUAUAAGUACCUACGUAGAAAGGCGAACACUAAUACCAUAACAAUUUUUAGUUUCGCAUUAAACUCAUUUUUUACUUA
Planococcus citri (citrus mealybug) is the source of this 9221-nucleotide messenger RNA. It is a transcript of the gene Ih, whose product is annotated as hyperpolarization activated cyclic nucleotide gated potassium channel Ih. The transcript has 12 exons. Gene Ontology annotation, cellular component: membrane; HCN channel complex. Gene Ontology annotation, molecular function: voltage-gated potassium channel activity. Gene Ontology annotation, biological process: sodium ion transmembrane transport; potassium ion transmembrane transport; regulation of membrane depolarization. The record is from RefSeq and is a predicted model, not a curated record. Lineage: Eukaryota; Metazoa; Arthropoda; Insecta; Hemiptera; Pseudococcidae. The coding region runs from base 324 to 3095 and encodes 923 amino acids.